AUGGAGGAAGCGAACGUCAUUACUUCCUACGCCACCAUCGAUUUUUCCGGGAAUAAACUUGAAGGACAGAUUCCUGAAUCUAUCGGUCUUCUGAAGGCACUGAUUGCACUCAACUUGUCGAACAACGCCUUCACAGGCCAUAUUCCUCUGUCGUUUGCCAAUUUUGGCAAGCUCGAGUCACUAGACCUAUCAAGCAACAACCUCUCAGGGACUAUUCCUAAUGGACUCGGGACCCUCUCGUUUUUAGCGUACAUAAAUGUGUCUCACAACCAACUCAAAGGUGAAAUACCACAAGGAACACAAAUCACUGGACAACAUAAAUCAUCAUUUGAAGGGAAUGCAGGGCUUUGUGGUCUUCCUCUACAAGAAAGUUGCUUUGGAAGUCAUGCGACACCAACACAACAGCCUGAGGAAGAAUAUGAAGAAGAGGAACAAGUGUUGAACUGGAAAGCAGUGGCAAUAGGGUAUGGGCUUGGAGUGAUGUUCGGAUUGGCAGUUGCACAAGUCAUUGCUUCAUACAAACCGGAGUGGCUGGUCAAGAUAGCUUGUCUGAAUAAGCGCAGAAACCGUUAG
Molecule: messenger RNA, 573 nt
Organism: Microthlaspi erraticum
Lineage: Eukaryota; Viridiplantae; Streptophyta; Magnoliopsida; Brassicales; Brassicaceae
Source: the annotation of a GenBank genome assembly